This is a messenger RNA of Plectropomus leopardus (leopard coralgrouper), 1458 nucleotides long. It is a transcript of the gene hs2st1a, whose product is annotated as heparan sulfate 2-O-sulfotransferase 1a. Lineage: Eukaryota; Metazoa; Chordata; Actinopteri; Perciformes; Serranidae. Gene Ontology annotation, cellular component: membrane. Gene Ontology annotation, molecular function: heparan sulfate 2-sulfotransferase activity. The record is from RefSeq and is a predicted model, not a curated record.
UGAACAGACAGUGAUUUUCGACGAAUAGAAAGCCGCAGACGGCUGGUGGACUGUUCAUACAUCCAAUGACCUGAGUGGUAGUAACAGUGUGUCCGUGGUGCGACGGUGGACACACAGUGGAUGGGACAGGACAGCGCUACAUGGGGGACAGCGGCUGGUACCACCGCUCCUACACCCCGGAGAGACCUCUAGGGCUUCACGACGCUCAGCCGCUGGAGACUGACUUAAUGAAAUAAACCGAGCCGAGCAUGAACACACCGCAUUUGAGCGUCUCCUCCUCUGAGCAUGGACUGACCAAAUCCCUCUCUGGAUGAUUUGAUGGGGCUGCUCAGAGUCAUGAUGCCGCCCAAGUUGCAGCUUCUGGCGCUGCUGGCGUUCGCAGUGGCCAUGUUCUUCCUGGAGAACCAGAUCCAGAAGCUGGAGGAGUCCCGGGGGAAGCUCGAACGAGCCAUUGCCAGACACGAGGUACGAGAAAUCGAGCAGCGGCACACCCAAGACGGCCUGCGGGAACGGGACUCAUCGUCAUUAUCGCCAUCUGAGAGCGAAGACGACAUUGUCAUCAUCUACAACCGCGUGCCCAAGACAGCCAGCACUUCCUUCACCAAUAUCGCCUAUGACCUGUGUGGGAAGAACCACUACCACGUCCUGCACAUCAACACCACCAAGAACAACCCGGUCAUGUCCAUACAGGACCAGGUGCGGUUUGUAAAGAAUGUGACUGAGUGGAGGGAAAUGAAGCCAGCUUUCUACCACGGACACGUCUCCUUCCUGGAUUUCACCAAGUUUGGGGUGAAGAGGAAGCCCAUCUACAUAAACGUGAUCCGGGACCCCAUCGAAAGGCUGGUGUCCUAUUAUUACUUUCUGCGUUUCGGUGAUGACUACCGGCCCGGCUUGAGACGCAGGAAACAAGGAGACAAGAAGACGUUUGAUGAAUGUGUAUCAGCUGGCGGCUCAGACUGUGCCCCUGAGAAGCUCUGGCUCCAGAUUCCCUUUUUCUGUGGUCACUACUCUGAAUGCUGGAACGUGGGCAGCCAGUGGGCUCUGGAGCAGGCCAAAUACAACCUGGUGAAUGAAUACAUGCUGGUCGGAGUAACAGAGGAGCUGGAGGACUUUGUCAUGAUGCUGGAGGCGGCGUUGCCACGUUUCUUCAAAGGAGCCACUGAGCUGUACAAAACAGGGAAGAAAUCCCACCUGAGGAAGACCAGCGAGAAGAAGCCGCCCACAAAGGAGUCGAUCGCCAAGCUGCAGCAGUCAGCCAUCUGGAAGAUGGAGAACGAGUUCUACGAGUUUGCACUGGAGCAGUUCCAGUUUGUCAGGGCACAUGCUGUCAGAGAAAAGGACGGAGAGCUCUACCUGCUGGCACAGAACUUCUUCUAUGAGAAAAUCUACCCCAAAAACUAAAGAGGCUCAUGUCUGUGGAAGAGGACACUCGGCACAGGCUCAGACGUGCAGUGUGAG